Osmerus eperlanus (European smelt) is the source of this 2109-nucleotide messenger RNA. Its product is annotated as putative ammonium transporter 1. The record is from RefSeq and is a predicted model, not a curated record. The coding region runs from base 237 to 1454 and encodes 405 amino acids. NCBI's taxonomy places the organism in Eukaryota, Metazoa, Chordata, Actinopteri, Osmeriformes, Osmeridae. Gene Ontology annotation, cellular component: plasma membrane. The transcript has 10 exons. Gene Ontology annotation, molecular function: ammonium channel activity. Gene Ontology annotation, biological process: ammonium transmembrane transport; ammonium homeostasis.
CAGUAGUAACAACCAGCUAGCCUACCUCACUGAUGUUUCUAGAUAGGGGCCAGAAGUAUAAGUUAAUAAUUUAGAUAGGAGGCGAUUUUAACUUAUAUGGGUGUACAUUUCGAGUUGUUUAAUUUCAACCUGUUUCUGGCAAUAAAAAAAAAGCUCACUAGAUAGCACGAACGGCUGUGAAAUAAUAUCUGACGUUGGCUAGCUACUGGACUGUAAACUUGCUCAACCAAGUCAUCAUGGCCUCCGACCCAACUGCAGUCCACGAUUCAUUUAUAAUAGUCUGUAGUAUGUGGGUGUUCUGCCUGAAGUUCGGGUUUGCUUUCGUUGAAGCAAGCAAGACGGCCCCCGAGAAUAUGACAAAUGUGUUCUUCAAGAACAUGUCAGACACCUUUGUCACCCUAGUGGCCUGGUGGCUACAUGGCUAUGCCUUCGCCUUCGGGCAGAAAAACUCAGUUAUCGGAGCCCAGUUCUUCCUGACUCUGGACAACACCAACCUGGUCCACUUCCUGUUUAACUACAUGCGCUGUUCCGUGGCCACCACGUUGGCACUGGGUGCUGCCAAUGAGAGGAUGGAGCCCAUCGGCUACCUCAUGUCGGCCUACGUCUUCGCAGGGCUUGUCUACCCUCUAGCCUGCCACUGGGUCUGGGAUGAGCAGGGAAUCUUUUACUCAGCCUCCACCUCUUACGCAACACAGGACUAUGCGGGCAGCGGAGUGAUAUUCCUUCUGGGUGGUGCUGCGGCUGCCGUAUCACUCCGGGUCAUUGGGCCCCGUGCCAGGCGCUGGAGUACUCACUUCAGACAGAGACGCCACAGUCCAGCAAUUUUGGUCCUGGGGGGCUGCCUGCAACUGAUGGGCUUCCUGGGCCUGGUAUUGGGGUCUCACCCACAGCUUUUCAACCCAGACGAAGGCCAGGUGCUGGGGCUAUGCUGGCUCAACCUGCUGUUAGCGGCUUCCAGCGGGGGCCUCUAUUGCAUGGUCAUCCGCUGCAUCCAUUUCAACUACUAUGACCUGGACAGUCUGCUCUACGGAGCUAUCGCUGGCAUGGUGUCUGUGUGUGCAGGUGUGGACUGCUACAUCCCAGGUGUAGCUGUAAUGGCUGGAACUACAGGCUCUCUCUUUUUUCUGGCAGUCCGCUUUUUGAUGGCCAAAAUCCAGAUGGACGACCCACUGAACAUUGUAUCUUGCUAUUUGGCACCGGGCAUAUGGGGCAUGCUGCAUGCUGGUCUUCUCUCUGACAAUGGGGCCCUCGGAGGGCGCAGUUGGGUGCUGGGGAAUAAUUGUCUGGCUGUGGUCGUGCUGGUCCUGUGGGUCGUGUUAAUCAUGUACCCCCUGCAGUCCCUCUUCAUGUGCCUUGGCGUCUUCAGGGUCCCUCGCAUCCUGGAGAAACAAGGGAUUGACAGGUUCAGACACCGGCAGAGACAUCCUUGUGUGAAGAGAAAGUUCAUGAAAUGACCCAUCAGAGCCUGUUACAUCUCCAGAGGUUUUACUUGGGCACUAUCAAUAGAUUUGCUCUUUACUCCUGUUUAUAAUAAAACAUUUCUUGACUUCAGGUAAUAACAUUUGUCACCCGUUUGAUUUUUGGUGUAAUUGAUCUAUGACAUUUAGUCAUUUAUCAAUAAAAAUAACAUUGAACUCAUUUCUGACUGACAACCAAAUACUUCAAUGCAAUGCAUUUUUAUGUACAGUAUUGGAGAAGAAUGAUGAAACACCACAUUUAGAAAGUCAUUUAUUCCAAACUCAACAAAUGUCCUAGAGCAUAGAUCCCCUUGUGACCAGGGGCCCUCAUCACAAAAGCAGGUAUUUAGUAUAUACUUAUCAGGGUAAGACUAAAUGUUCCGAACAAAUAAUAAUAGUACAACAGUUCAUGUUAUAUGUAUAUUUCCUUAAAACACAAGACAAAGUUCAGGUAAUGCACACUGAACUACAGUAAAAAACAAAAACAUAAAUUGUUCACAAUAUUUCAAAGUCCUUGGAAGUGUGCUGCUGUGAGCGUUCUAACAGGUAAUAAAAACAUGAACGUGGAUCCCCAGCCGUGUAUUUGCUCUCAAAUACCCAAUACUCUCUUAACUCCAUAAAAAUAUUCCCCAAUGCUGACCACGAAAGAUAG